GGAGAGGGUUAAGAGAAAAGCAGAAAGCAUGAAUUCAGCUAAUUAAGUUAUAAUCUUUAUAAUUAAUGCUUUUACCCAUAAAUACAUUUGUUAUUCUCCUCUCUCAACCAGUCUUGCACGUAGUCUUGAGUUCUUUGGCGAGAAAAAGGAGUGAUAAAAGUACUGAGAAGCCAGAACCCAUGGCUACUGCUAGUGAUUUUGCUCCAAACUUCCUCGUAGUGGACCCUCAUAAGGGAAGAAAAAGAGAUAUAGUUAAGUAUUUGGUAACUAAAAACACGAAGAGUGGGAUGAGCUUUUUGGAUAGUUCAGAUGAAGGUAUUAAGGGUGGUGCAGCAAUUGAUCACAGGUGGAUUUUACUGGUUUCUGUUAUCAUUCGUAGGGUUCUUGCCUUUAUUAAUACUCCAUUGAAGUACCUUGGUUAUGUGGUUGAUUUUGUUCUCAACCUCAUUUCACAAAACGGUGGCGUUUCUGGCAUCCUCGACAACGUUCUUCAUUUAAAGCUGAAGAUACCACGUAGAGGCUCGGAUAAUUUUAUAAGCACCAUUGGACAAUUGGAUGGCCGAAUAGACCUAUACAGGACUGUAAUCUUGUCAGAGAAAGUUGAUGAUUCUAUUUCUACAGAUGUCAACAACAUAAAAGCAGACUUGGGCAACCGAUAUCUAAUGGAUCUUUCUAUUAUGGCUUCAAAACUUGUUUAUGAGAAUGAGAAAGUUAUCAAGCACGUUGUUGAACGUCACUGGAAGAUGCAUUUCGUUGAUUUCUACAACUGCUGGAAUGAAUACCAAAAAGAAAGCAACACCCAAGUGUUCAUAUUCACCGACAAGCCUAGAGAUGCAAACUUGAUAAUUGUUAGCUUCAGAGGCACCGAACCAUUCAAUGCACAAGAUUGA
This is a messenger RNA of Jatropha curcas, 890 nucleotides long. The record is from RefSeq and is a predicted model, not a curated record. Lineage: Eukaryota; Viridiplantae; Streptophyta; Magnoliopsida; Malpighiales; Euphorbiaceae.